Molecule: messenger RNA, 561 nt
Organism: Trichomonas vaginalis G3
Lineage: Eukaryota; Parabasalia; Trichomonadida; Trichomonadidae
Product: His-Me finger endonucleases family
Exons: 1
Coding region: 1-561 (186 amino acids)
Source: RefSeq, a predicted model, not a curated record
AUGGAAAAUAACUGGGAAACAUUAGUAGCUGAUGAAGAUUAUGAAAUAAACACUGAAUAUCCAUAUCAAAUAAGAAGGAAGAAAAACGGAAAGACUGUCAGUGAGUAUGAAGAAAAGAAUGGAUAUAUAAGAUUAACCCUUAACGGUAAAAAAUAUCUUAAACACAGAUUAAUAGCUAUUCAGUGGAUUGAUAAUCCUAGUUUUGGGGAAGUUGACCAUUACGAUAAAGUUAGAAAUAAUAAUAUGAUUGAUAAUCUACAUUGGUGUUCAAGUUCUACAAAUAAUAGAAAUAGAAGUAAAGCAAAUGGAGUAGAAUAUAAUUUCGUUGAUGAAAUCAGUGAAAAUUCAAUUACUGUUUCACAUUAUGGAAAUCAUGAAUUUGAGGAUUUAUUUUACGACAUCGAUGCAGAUUUGUUUUAUUAUUAUAACGGUCGUCAUUAUAAAGAACUAUACAUUAAUGAAAACAUAAAUGGUUCAUUAUAUGUUAACGUUUAUGAUGUAAAUAACAAAAGAACGUGCAUUACAUAUAGUAAAUUCAAACGCUUACAUAAUUUAAUAUGA